AAAGUAUAGGGACUGGCAUGUGAUGGUCUUAAAGGUUCAUGGAGGAGAAUCAAUCAAGUCCGCAAGCAUCUGAAGAGGUCUCAGAGCAGUUUUUCCCAACAUCCGUAAGUGAGGACCAGCUCCAGGAAGCUCGAACAAAAUCCUUUCGGAGGAUAUUUGGCUCAAGCCAGAUCUUUUUAGACAAGGACGAUAAACAAUGGCAGUCCAAGCCAUGCUCAUUCCAAGACAUCGUGCAAGGAAAGGUCGCCGAGCAUUAUGAAAAUGGCUUGAAGUCUAUGUGCCAGGGACAAUGGGAAAAUGCUGUUAUUUCAUUUUCAAAAGCUAUUAAUCUGGACCCAGAAAAGCCAGAGCUAUAUGUUAAAAGGGCAGAGGCCUUCAUCCAGCUGUGCGAUUUCCAGUCUGCGGCUCUAAACCUACAGAAAGCCUGCUACACCGCUCACCCUCGGAAAGAGGAUGUUGAACUGCUGGCCUUCACGUACUACCUGCAGGGCCAGAGCCUGUUUGAACAGAGCUGCUUCAUUGAUGCGUUGGAGUCUUUUACACGAGCUGCUGAGCUACAGCCCGGGAGUGCACAGUACCACAUGCACAGUAUUUCUUGUCUUGAGGCUUUGGGGCGGCAUGCAGAAUGUAUCCGUUUGGUCAAUAAGAAGCUGGAAGAGGAACAAGGCAAUGCUGAUCUCUAUGCAUUGCGUGCCAGACUGUACAAAUAUCUCAACAAGACCACUCUGAGCUAUAAGGAUGUACAGACAGCUCUCUCAUUAAAUCCUCAUCAUAAUGAAGCACGGACCUUGCAGGAAAAACUGGUGGCAAAUGCAGAAAAGGGAAAGGCAAAAGCAGUGAAUUAUGCAGUCCAAGGCCAGUUUCAAGAGGCACUAAGCCACAUCUGCUUCGCCAUCGACAAUAAUCCAUCCUCUGCCGAGUACCAUAUAUUCAGGGGCACAGUGCACAAGGGGCUGAAAGAUUACAGUGCCGCUGUGGAUGACUUUGUGCUGGCGAUGCAACUGUGCAAUGCAAACGGUGAAGAGACUGACCAAGCAAUGGAGUUACACUCACAGGCUGAGUACCAGCUCCUCCUUACCUACAAUGACUUUGCUGUGCACUGUUACAAGAAAGGAUUCUACCAAGAGGGGGUGCAACUCCUUAACAAGGCUCUAAAGGGAGAAAAGAACAGGAAGGAGCUGUAUGUCAAUCGGGGAGAUUGCUUCUUCCAGCUCGGGGAGAUGUCGUUUGCCUUGGCAGAUUAUGAGCAGGCUUUUGAGUUAGAUGCUACAGACUGGGGAGUGCGGACUCGUGUAGCCAAAGUUCUGGACGAAAUGGGACUGCAGGCUCAGCAGCGGAGGCAGUACGAUCAAGCUGAAAGCCAUUUCUCUGAAGCCAUCAAUAAACAACCCCUACUGCCACAGUUGUAUCUGCAUAGGGCUCGCGUCAGACGUUGGCUACAGAACACAGUGGAUGCAGAAGAAGAUGCUGUUAUCUCAGUUGUGUUAAACCCAUACAGUGAUGAGGCAGCUCCUGCAGUGAUGACUUUCUUUCCUGGUAAAACCGUGGAGGAGAUUGUGAGCAGUAAACUGGCCCAAGCAGCUCAUAGUGCGGUGGAAAGGAACCUGAAAGGUCUUCCUAUUACCUGGAAAGACACUGGCCUCCUCUUGCAUAAAAAUGCAGAAUCAUCCGCUGCUCAAAAAGCAGAGGGCCUGGCUGUAUGUAUGAAGGAGGACCAGCUGAUGGAGCAAGUGGUUCUAAAACACAGGAAGAUUAACACAGAGAUCCAGACAGCUCUGAAUAGAAGAGGUCGUUUGCAGUCUAAACCCUCUCGUGAACCUCAGUUGCCACCAGCUAAAGAGGAACCAUGUAAUGCCAGUGCACCCUAUCACUGGAAGAACUUCAGUUCAGGCUUGGAACCUCCUGAAUAAUGACCUUCACCAAACUGGUUUGCAGAAUUGAGGCCAAAAUGGAAAAGGUGGGGGAAAGAAAAUCCCAAUAUUAAGAUUAAAUCCUGCAUUAACACCCCACACUCACAAAGAAAUCCACCACUUAUUAAAUCAGCAUUUUAUUACUUGACAUGAGAUACAAAGUGGAUCAUUAUUCAUUUGUAAUAUCUGUACCAGAUAUAUGGAGUUGAAGAUAACGACCCUAUUAUUUUUGUACUGUAAAGCAGAAUGCUCAUUUGAGAAAAUACAUUUUCACCUAUAUUAUAGAAACAAUAAUCCAACAAAUAAAAACAUAUGUUUAAAACCCAAUCUGAUUCUUCUCCAGUCUCUCCUAACCUCUAGUUUGGCCAACCUGACCGUAAUCAUUGUUGUAU
Molecule: messenger RNA, 2302 nt
Organism: Pelobates fuscus (common spadefoot toad)
Lineage: Eukaryota; Metazoa; Chordata; Amphibia; Anura; Pelobatidae
Gene: TTC16
Product: tetratricopeptide repeat domain 16
Exons: 14
Coding region: 39-1910 (623 amino acids)
Molecular function (GO): protein binding
Source: RefSeq, a predicted model, not a curated record